AUGCGUCUCCUGGAACGUGACGAUGCCGGCGGGAUCCGCCUGACGAAGGACCUGCCCAGCGACAAAAUUCCGCCUUAUGCGAUUCUUUCACACACAUGGGGGCCCGAUGAGGAGGAAGUUAGCUAUAAAGAUUUAGAGGACGGCAGAGCCGUAAGCAAACUCGGAUACAACAAGAUCCAGUUUUGCGCAGAUCAAGCUGGGCGUGACGGGCUGAAAUUAUUCUGGGUCGACACAUGCUGCAUUAACAAGUCCAGCAGCACCGAGCUUCAGGAGGCGAUCAAUUCUAUGUUCAGGUGGUAUCGUGAUGCGGCCAAGUGCUAUGUUUAUCUCGCAGAUAUCUCGACACACAAGCGGAACGUUGAUGGCAGCUUUGCUUCGGAACAAACAUUUCUGCAAUGCAAAUGGUUCACCCGUGGAUGGACCCUCCAAGAGCUCAUUGCUCCAACAAUCGUGGAGUUCUUCUCUAAGGAGGGCGCCUAUCUAGGGGAUAAGCUGACUCUGGGAAAUGAUAUUCACAGCGUGACCGGGAUUCCCCUUGAAGCUCUCCGAGGUACUACAUUGUCCAAUUUCAGUGUCGAAGAGCGCAUGUCGUGGGCCAAGAAGCGCAAAACAACACGCAAAGAAGACAAGGCGUACUCUCUAUUUGGCAUCUUUGACGUGCAAAUGCCGCUUCUUUACGGGGAAGGAGAAGAGAAAGCAUUUCGGCGGCUGCGAGAGGAGAUCAACAAAGUUUCAAAGAGUAUAGAGACAUACGGUGAGGUCGACGCUCGCUGUCUGUCUGAUCUACGCUCCACCGACCCCCGCCACGACAAGAAGCGUAUCGAAGACGCAAAAGGCGGUCUCCUGAAAGACUCGUACCGUUGGGUGCUUGACAACCCCGAAUUUCAACGAUGGCGCGAUGGUGACGACCAGCGGUUGCUUUGGAUCAAAGGCGACCCCGGCAAAGGCAAGACUAUGUUACUUUGCGGCAUCAUCGACGAGCUGGAAGUGUCUACGCCGACCAGCCUUCUAUCCUUCUUCUUCUGCCAAGCCACCGACCCGCGCAUCAACAGUGCCACUGCUGUCCUCCGCGGCCUAGUCUACAUUCUUAUCAAACAACAACCAACACUCAUUUCACACGUACGACAACAUUAUGAUCCUGCGGGCGGAAGGGGGUUCGAGGAUCCUAACACAUGGGUUGUCUUAUGUGAGAUCUUGACUAGCAUUCUACAAGAUCCAGUCGUGAGAAUAGCGUAUUUGUUCAUCGAUGCGCUUGACGAAUGCGUGACAGACUUGCCACGGCUUCUCAAACUAAUUGUCGAGAUGUCAAGCACAUCUUCUCGCGUCAAGUGGAUUGUCUCAAGUCGUAAUUGGACACAAAUCGAAGAGGAGUUGGAGAUGGCUGCGCAAAAUGCCAGGUUGAGCCUCGAGCUGAAUGCCAAAUCUGUCGCUGCUGCCGUCAAUGCAUACAUUCGCCACAAAGUUGAUGAUCUGUCGCGCCGGAAAAAGUAUGAUACUACUACAAAGAGUGAAGUACAAGACUAUCUUUCUUUAAACGCAAACGGGACCUUUCUCUGGGUGGCAUUGGUUUGCAAAGCGCUUACGGACGUUCCGAAGUGGCGCACAAAAGGAAAGUUAAAGACCUUUCCGCCUGGGUUGGACUCUUUAUACGGGCGAAUGAUGGGGCGAAUUCAAAACUCCGAAGAUGCAGAUCUCUGUAGAGAUAUUCUCGCCGUCGCUGCGACUGUCCGCCGACCUGUAAGUCUUGAUGAAAUCACCUCCCUUGUUAGGAUGCCGGAUGGCAUUUCUGACGAUAGGAGGUCUUUGGAGGAGAUCAUUAGCCUUUGCGGCUCAUUCCUGACCAUCCGAGAACAAACUGUUUAUUUCGUCCAUCAAUCAGCCAAAGACUUCCUGUCUGGGGAGGUUUCUAACAACAACAAUUAUCAGGACGCUUUCAAGUGGGUCUUCCACGCAGGCAAGGAAAAAGUGAACCACGACAUCUUCUCGAAGUCACUCCAUAUAAUGUCCACAGUAUUACGACGCGACAUAUAUGGCUUGAAAGCACCGGGUUUCUCGAUCGACCAAGUCUCCGUGCCGAACCCCGAUCCGCUAGCUUCGGUACGAUACUCAUGUAUCUACUGGAUUGAUCAUUUAUGUGACUUGAUCUCCAGCACGAACUCCAAAUGGGUUCAUCUUCUGCAGGAUAAUGGGGAUGUUCAAAAAUUCCUUACAACGAAGUAUCUUUACUGGCUAGAAGCUCUUAGUUUACUCGGAGCUCUCUCGAAUGGAAUCAAUGCCGUCGGACAACUUCAGGGCUUACGGUUGAAAGUCAUUAUCCAGGAUGCACACCGGUUUGCUCAGUCAUACGGACAAAUAAUACAGCGAGCACCUCUUCAAGUAUAUUUAUCGGCCCUUGUAUUUGCUCCGAUUGGCAGCUUGAUAAAGAAUAUCUUCAAGGAAGAAAAGCCCGGAUGGCUUAGUACGGGAUCAGUAGAAAUGCAAUGGAAUGCCUGCACACAGACGUUAGAGGGCCAUCGCGGCCCGGUUCGGUCGGUCGCCUUCUCCCCGGACGGCCAGCGCGUAGCAUCGGGCUCGGACGACAACACCAUCAAGAUCUGGGACGCGGCAUCGGGGACCUGUACACAGACGUUAGAGGGCCAUCGCGGCCCGGUUUGGUCGGUCGCCUUCUCCCCAGACGGCCAGCGCGUAGCAUCGGGCUCGGACGACAACACCAUCAAGAUCUGGGACGCGGCAUCGGGGACCUGUACACAGACGUUAGAGGGCCAUCGCGGCCCGGUUCUGUCGGUCGCCUUCUCCCCGGACGGCCAGCGCGUGGCAUCGGGCUCGGUCGACAAGACCAUCAAGAUCUGGGACGCGGCAUCGGGGACCUGUACACAGACGUUAGAGGGCCAUCGCGGUCCGGUUUGGUCGGUCGCCUUCUCCCCGGACGGCCAGCGCGUGGCAUCGGGCUCGGUCGACAAGACCAUCAAGAUCUGGGACGCGGCAUCGGGGACCUGUACACAGACGUUAGAGGGCCAUCGCGGUCCGGUUUGGUCGGUCGCCUUCUCCCCGGACGGCCAGCGCGUGGCAUCGGGCUCGGUCGACAAGACCAUCAAGAUCUGGGACGCGGCAUCGGGGACCUGUACACAGACGUUGGAGGGCCAUCGCGGCACGGUUCGGUCGGUCGCCUUCUCCCCGGACGGCCAGCGCGUAGCAUCGGGCUCAGUCGACGAGACCAUCAAGAUCUGGGAUGCGGCAUCGGGGACCUGUACACAGACGUUAGAGGGCCAUCGCGGCUCGGUUCGGUCGGUCGCCUUCUCCCCGGACGGCCAGCGCGUAGCAUCGGGCUCAGUCGACAACACCAUCAAGAUCUGGGACGCGGCAUCGGGGACCUGUACACAGACGUUAGAGGGCCAUCGCGGCCCGGUUUGGUCGGUCGCCUUCUCCCCGGACGGCCAGCGCGUAGCAUCGGGCUCAGUCGACGAGACCAUCAAGAUCUGGGAUGCGGCAUCGGGGACCUGUACACAGACGUUAGAGGGCCAUCGCGGCACGGUUUGGUCGGUCGCCUUCUCCCCGGACGGCCAGCGCGUGGCAUCGGGCUCGGUCGACAAGACCAUCAAGAUCUGGGACGCGGCAUCGGGGACCUGUACACAGACGUUAGAGGGCCAUCGCGGCUCGGUUCUGUCGGUCGCAUUCUCCCCGGACGGCCAGCGCGUGGCAUCGGGCUCGGUCGACAAGACCAUCAAGAUCUGGGACGCGGCAUCGGGGACCUACACACAGACGAUAAAUAUUGGUUCAACUACUACCCAUCUAUCGUUCGACCAUACCAACACUUACAUUACUACGAAUAUCGGGCGUAUACAAAUAGCCACGGCCACCAUGGAAAUUCCAAAUCAGCUGGGCAAUCCAGUAUAUUAUUCGUAUGGUUUAGGACAAAACAACCGCUGGAUUACUUGCAAUAACAAGAACGUAUUAUGGUUGCCACCAGAAUACCAUGCACGCGCUUUUGCCGUGCAAGGGCGCAAAAUGGUCCUUGGCUGUUACUCAGGACGUGUUGUAAUAUUCUUAUUCUCUCGAGAUAUUUAA
This is a messenger RNA of Podospora anserina S mat+, 4065 nucleotides long. RefSeq lists its product as uncharacterized. Gene Ontology annotation, molecular function: protein binding. The coding region runs from base 1 to 4065 and encodes 1354 amino acids. NCBI's taxonomy places the organism in Eukaryota, Fungi, Ascomycota, Sordariomycetes, Sordariales, Podosporaceae. The transcript has 2 exons. The record is from RefSeq and is a predicted model, not a curated record.